This is a messenger RNA of Dentiscutata erythropus, 644 nucleotides long. The record is from the annotation of a GenBank genome assembly. Lineage: Eukaryota; Fungi; Glomeromycota; Glomeromycetes; Diversisporales; Gigasporaceae.
AUUCAGAUCAUAACAUAACUUGCUUAUAUAAUAAAAUAAAUGAAAGAAGAGCUACACAAGCAAACUGUAAACGCCGCAAAAGACAAGAACCAGAUGUAGAGUUGGUAAGAGCUCAGGAGACUGCAGCAAAACCAGCAUAUCAAGAACAAGACAAGAUUAAGAGACGUUUAGCAAGAAAUAAAAAUUGUAUACCAUCUUCAUGCAGUGAAGCUCUUGGUUUUACUAGAGAUUUUCCUCUUGAAUUAGAUGUUGGUAAAAUAGAUAUUGAAUGCCGUCAUUGUGGAGCACUUCAUUUUCAGGGAGAGCAAACUGGCAAAGACUUAGACCAAUUUAUAUUCUGUUGUUAUAAAGGCACUGUUGUAUUACUAUCUUUAUUACCAUUUCUUGAUGAGCUAAAAUUACUUUUUCUUAGGAAUUAUCCACUAUCCAAACCAUUUCACGAACACAUUCGCAAAUAUAAUGGUGCUUUGGCAUUUGCCUCUAUUGUAUCAAAUAUUGAAAAACCUUCUGGUUGUGGACCAUAUAUAUAUAAAAUAUCAGAACAAAUAUAUCACUUUCUUGGACCAGCACAGCCAAAUGCAAAUGAAGUUCCAACCUUUGGACAACUUUAUUUUAUGGAAACAGCUGAUACACAAAUGCACUGA